Molecule: messenger RNA, 1035 nt
Organism: Talaromyces amestolkiae
Lineage: Eukaryota; Fungi; Ascomycota; Eurotiomycetes; Eurotiales; Trichocomaceae
Exons: 5
Coding region: 1-1035 (344 amino acids)
Cellular component (GO): cytoplasm
Molecular function (GO): glutathione transferase activity
Source: RefSeq, a predicted model, not a curated record
AUGGUCCAGACCACACUGUCGGCUAAGCGAUCGCUGAGUCAGAGAAACAAAACCCCCAUCACCGAAUGGGUGUCAAAGGACUCCAAAACCGGCGAGUUCAAGCGCGGGGUAUCGCAGUUCCGUAACUUCAUUUCCAGCGAGCCUGGUGCACAGUUUCCGCCGGAGAAGGGCCGGUAUCAUCUCUAUGUUUCGUAUGCGUGUCCAUGGGCGCAUCGAACGUUGAUUACGCGCAAGCUCAAGGGGCUGGAGGAUAUUAUUCCUGUGACUUCUGUGCAUUGGCAUAUGGGCGAGAAGGGAUGGCGAUUCGUCACACCCAAUGAGAACGUCCCAGGGGACUACGUCCAUCCCGACCCUGUUCACCCCGGCUUCUCACAUCUGCGCGAUAUCUACUUUAACGUCGACCCGGAGUACACAGGACGCUUCACCGUGCCGACAUUGUACGAUACCAAGACGAAGCGCAUCGUCUCGAAUGAAAGCGCCGAAAUAAUCCGCAUGUUCUACCACGAAUUCGACUCCCUACUUCCUGCCCAAUACGCCAAAAUCGACCUCCUCCCAGACUCACUCCGCGCGGACAUCGAGUCUUCGAACGACUGGAUCUACAACGACAUCAACAACGGCGUCUACAAAUCCGGCUUCGCAACUACGCAAGAAGCAUACGAAAAGGCCGUCACCACCCUUUUCGCGGCAUUGGACAAAGUCGAGGCCCAUCUUUCCGGUAAACAGUACAUGUACGGUGACAGCGUCACCGAGUCCGAUAUCAGACUCUACACGACCAUCGUCCGCUUCGACGCCGUGUACGUGCAACACUUCAAAACAAACCUGCGCGACAUCCGCUCUGGAUACCCGGCGAUCCACAAGUGGUUGCGGCAUUUGUACUGGGAUAUCCCCGCGUUUGGCGAAACAACACAGUUUGAGCACAUCAAGAAACAUUAUACAAAGUCGCAUGCGCAGAUUAAUCCGUAUGGGAUUACGCCGUUGGGGCCUGUGCCGGAUAUUUUGCCGAAGGAUAAGGAGGUUAAUGCUGUUAAGCAUUGA